This is a messenger RNA of Biomphalaria glabrata, 1248 nucleotides long. Its product is annotated as N(4)-(Beta-N-acetylglucosaminyl)-L-asparaginase-like. Lineage: Eukaryota; Metazoa; Mollusca; Gastropoda; Planorbidae. The transcript has 8 exons. Gene Ontology annotation, cellular component: lysosome. The record is from RefSeq and is a predicted model, not a curated record. Gene Ontology annotation, biological process: protein deglycosylation. The coding region runs from base 71 to 1159 and encodes 362 amino acids. Gene Ontology annotation, molecular function: N4-(beta-N-acetylglucosaminyl)-L-asparaginase activity.
ACCAAACAUCGUAAAAAGCAGUCUAUGGUAAAAAGCAACAAGAACAUGAACAAGAACUUCGACAGUCACAAUGCAAAUGCUGCGGUUAAAAAUUAUUAAAAUUGUUUGCAUCGUUUUAUUGAUAGAAUUUAAUCUUUCAGUGUGUGCCAACUACAGUUCUUUUCUUCCCAUUGUUGUGAAUACAUGGCCAUUUACUAGUGCAACCAAAGCAGCUUGGGAUGCCUUGAGCAGAGGGAUUAGUGCUGAAGAGAGCCUUGUCAUUGGAUGUACUACUUGCGAGGUCCUUCAGUGCGAUGGCAGUGUAGGUUAUGGAAGCAACCCAGAUGAAAGAGGGGAAACAACCCUUGAUGCUAUGAUUAUGGAUGGCUCAACUUAUGCUGUUGGAGCUGUUGCCGAUUUACGAAGAGUGAAGAAUGCUAUUGGUGUAGCACAGGCUGUAUUGCAUUAUACUGAUCAUACCCUUCUUGUUGGAGAAUCUGCUACAAGUUUUGCUCUUGAAAUGGGCUUCAAAGAAGAGUCCCUGGCAACAAAUAAUUCAAUAAAUAUGUUUAAAUCAUGGCAACAAAACAAAUGUCAACCAAACUUCAGACAGAAUGUACAACCAGAUCCCAAAUCCAGUUGUGGUCCUUAUUCUCCCCUCCCUCCACCUCCUUCCAAGUUUCAAAGAAGUGGAUCUGACCAUCUAAAACUUUACACUAGAAAAUCUCACAGUGAGAUUAAUCGUAACAACCAUGACACUAUUGGUAUGAUUGUCAUAGAUGCCUCUGGUCAUGUAUGGGCUGGAACUUCAACAAAUGGAGCCAAUCAUAAAGUUCCUGGGAGAGUUGGCGAUUCCCCAGUAAUGGGUGCCGGAGCUUAUGCUAGUAACACUGGUGGUGGGGCAGCAGCAACUGGAGAUGGAGACAUCAUGAUGAGAUUUUUACCAAGCCUACGAGCUGUCAUCGAAAUGGAACGAGGUGUGUCACCAGACAUAGCAGCUCAAAUAGCUAUGGCUCCCAUCAUUCAGCAUUACCCACAGUUCAGUGGGGCUUUGGUUGCUGUGAAUAUUACUGGACAUCAGGGUGCUUCAUGUCAUGGAUUCUCAUCCUUUGCCUACAGUCUGGCAUCUACUCAAUAUACCACAGUGAAAGUAAUAAAUGUACCAUGUUCACAUUCCUAGUGUAUAUUUUAAUACUAAGGACCAACAUUUUUGUCUGAUUUACUUUAUGACUCAAUAAUUUAUACUUUAAUAUAUAUUUAUUUUAUAUA